AUGACGCUGCCUCAAGUGAACGAUGAACUGCAGCCAAGCGGUGGAGCUGGCUUGCAGGAAUAUGCCACUUGUUGUGAUAAAAUCCAAUCCAUCGUAAUCGACUUAGAUCCGGGGUUGGAAACCCGCGGAUUUUGUGAUACACAUGAGCUCAGUAUCACUGCGCUUGUUCAGGUGGCCUGGGGAGCGGUCCUUCGCUCCUAUACAGCCUCAAACAUUAUCUGCUUUGGAUACAUCACACCCGGACAUAUCGGUGAUACCAAUAGCCAGGUCUGUGUGGUGGACAUGGCCAACAAUGUCUCCGUCUUGGAACAUCUUCAGCAAGGCACCCGGGGCUCUUUUUGGACUAACUCCGAAGAGGCGAUGCAAAGCUUCGAUACGGUCAUAAUGCAUGAUACGACCGUUGAGAAGUCGAACGGCAUGCAUUACUACCAGACAUCGAGAAUUGUAGUCGAGAUCCACCUGAACGGAGACGGAAUCAUAGCCUCACUGAACUACCACUCGUCGGCAUUUGAACAAGCCAAUUACAUGGCCAAUGCGUUCAGCCACGCAGUGUCGCAAAUGAUGAGUAAACCUGAAAAGGGCGUGAGUAGCUUGGAUUUGUGCAGCCGACACGACCUCGAUCAAAUCGCCCAGUGGAAUAGGGAAGCGCCCCCGAAGUCAAACGACUGCGUCAACAUCGUCAUAUCACGCCAAUGCUUUGAGCAUCCUGACGACGUGGCUGUCACCUCGUGGGAUGGCGAAUUCACAUACAACGAGCUGGAUCGACUUUCAACAACCGUGGCAAUCCGCCUUGCUGCCAGUGGAGUCCGCCCAGAAUCAUUUGUUCCGCUUUGCUUCGAGAAAUCCAAGUGGGCAAUUGUUGCAAUACUCGGGGUGAUCAAGAGCGGUGGUGCCUAUGUACUUUUAGACCCGGCAUAUCCUCUCGACCGUAUCCGCAGUAUAUGCCAGACCGUCGACGCGGAGCUCGUGAUGGCCUCGACCGAAAAUAGUAGGAUUAUGGAGGAGCUCGCACCACUGGUAAUCACGGUCGGACAGGAAAUAUUCAGCUGGCCACAAGCUCAAGAUGAUGGAACAGGGAGUAUCAGCACACAACUAACACCCCAGAAUGCCUUAUACGCCGUCUUCACGUCAGGAUCGACCGGAGUGCCAAAAGGCGUUGUCAUUGAACAUGCGGCCUUCUGCGCGGCGGCCAAGGCGAACAAAACGGCUUUAUCACUCGAUCGUAAUUCAAAGGUGCUGCAAUUUGCCAGCUUCGCUUACGAUGUAGCGAAUCGAGAUAUCUUGUUUACGUUAAUGUUCGGUGGCACUAUCUGUCUGCCGUCAGAUUCGGAUCGCGGCAACGACAUCGCUUCAUUCAUUAAUCGAUCUGCUGUAAACUGGGCCAGUCUUAGCCCAUCUGUUGUUGGUCUGAUAGCACCGGAGAGUGUGCCAACCUUGCGAUGUUUACUUUUAGGUGGUGAAUCGAUGACAUCAGCAAAUGUUGCUUUAUGGGCUGGCAAGGUUCACCUGAUGAAUGCUUAUGGUCCGUGCGAAUGUGCGGCCGUCAGCUCUCUACAAUCCAAGAUAGAGGUUGGUUCAGACCACAGAAAUAUAGGCCGGGGCAUUGGGCCUGCUCUUUGGAUAGUCGACAUGGACAACCCAAACCAGCUGCUGCCGAUCGGAGCGACCGGAGAGCUGGUCAUAGAAAGUUCCUCUGUUGGGCGGGGGUAUAUAAACGACCAAGUAGGAACUUCAUCGUCAUUCCUGGAGUCGACCGCUUGGCUGUCCCAGGUACGCUCUGCCGGGUCAACACGACGCCUAUAUAGAACUGGAGAUUUGGCGCGGUACAAUACAAACGGUACGCUCAAUUUCCUUGGUCGCAAGGACAGCCAGAUCAAGAUACACGGUCAGAGGGUGGAGCUGACAGAGGUGGAAUACCGCAUGCGGUGUGCACUCGCUGAACUUCGCAUUCAAACCAACAAUGUAACUGUAGGCCUCCUCCACGGCCGGAGGCUAGCGGCAUUCAUCAAUAUUUCUGUUCCAGACGAUGGACAGAAUGAUGAUAUCUUUAUUCGGGAUGAUCGGGCAGUGCCAUAUUUGCGACCGAUAGAAGAGCGGCUUUCAAAGGUUUUACCGCGACAUAUGAUCCCGUCGAUCGUUAUCCCAACCCGGAAAAUGCCACUGAAUAUGUCAGGGAAAAAAGAUAGAAAGCGACUUCUCUUUCUUGCGUCAAAGCUCUCCCCAAGUGAAAUCAAAAUAUUCUACGGAGGCUCGUCAUCGAGCGAAGCCCCAGCUAACGAGAUUGAGAAACGGUUGCAUCUGCUGUGGGCAAAGAUACUCCAUCGAGCACCACAAAGCAUAGGCCGACAUGACAGCUUUUUCCGGUGUGGCGGCGAUUCUAUUGCGGGAAUGAAGCUGGUGACAGCAGCGCGAGAAGAAGGCAUCGAUUUGACUGUGGCAGAGUUAUUCGCCUACCCAAAGCUGUCGGACCUUGCACUGAUCGUGCGUCAAGUAAUAAAAAGUGAUAGACCGGACAUACGCCCCUUCGGCCUUGUCGCAGAUAAGGACCUGGAUAAAGUCAGAAGGCUAGUAAUCGAACAAUGCGAGAUCGACGGGGGCCAGAUUGAAGAUAUCUAUCCAUGCACCGCGAUGCAAGAAGGCUUGAUCGCCUUAACAGCAAAGGAUCAGCGCAUGCACAUUUUGCAGUCGGUGUACAAAUUGCCCCGUCACGUUGAUAUAACCAGGUUUCAAUUUGCGUGGGGGUUGGUCAUUGAGAAGAAUCCUAUUCUGCGGACACGAAUCAUCCAAUCCGUUGCUCUAGGGACGUUCCAAGCUGUUAUCAAAGGGAAUAUGCUCUGUCAAUAUCACAGUGAUCUGGACAAGUACCUGGACCAAGAUUGUUCUACUCCAAUGCGGAUUGGCCAACCACUAAUACGCCUGGCGAUCACCAGAAAAGCCAAGUCUGAUGAGCACAGUGGCAAUCCAUUGCCAUACCGAAGGUUCAGCUCAUUUGUUGACCACGUUAUACAGUCUCACCAUGAUAGUGCAGACUUUUGGCGUUCAGAGUUUACGGCUAUUGAUGCCGUCCCUUUUCCAUCUUUGCCUUCCAUGGCGUAUGUGCCGCGCACAACAAGAAUCGUCACACGUGAAAUCGCAUUAGAACCAAGACAAGUAGGGGAGGGCGACGAAUUCACCAUUUCCACAAAGCUGCGUCUUGCAUGGGCAAUUAUACUCUCACUCCACACCAAUCGUAAGGAUGUCAUCUUUGGCGUGACGAGUUCUGGACGGAGUGCUCCGGUAGAAGGAGUAGAGCAGAUGACUGGUCCAACUAUUACUACUGUACCACUUCGUGUUCAACUGCAGCAUGAUCAGUUAGUCAAGGACGCACUUAGCGAUCUUCAAGCUCGUUCUGCUGGCAUGAUCCGAUUUGAGCAGUUUGGAUUGCAGAACAUUAGCCGUCUUGGGAAGGAGGCUGAAGCUGCCUGUCAAUUUCAAAGCUUGCUGGUUGUCCACCCCGCUGAGAAUGAUAGCAAUACUAUACUAAAAGACGGGCAAACCACUGCAGAUGAAUCAAAAUAUAACAGCUAUGCAAUCAUGCUUUCGUGUCAUCUGGAUGUUGAUUAUGUGAAUGUGAAAGCGGUUUUUGAUGAAAAUGUUGUGACCGAGUUGCAGAUGAGGCGAAUCCUCGAUACCCUCGCCAGCACCACCAAGAAAAUACACUCCAACAUGUCCGAUACCAUGGCGGAGAUCAGCACGAUUAGUCCAGAGGAUAUAACACAGCUUGAAAGGUGGAAUAGCAGUGUCCCAAAAGCAGAGGAGUGUUGUGUCCACGAAGUCAUCAACAAGCACUUUAUGACUCGACCAGAAGCACCAGCAAUUUGCGCUUGGGAUGGAGAGCUUACGUACAGAGAACUUGAUAUAUUAUCAUCCAAGUUGGCAAGACACUUAACCAGUCUCGGCGUGGGCCCAGAAGUGAUUGUGUCUCUUUGCUUUGAGAAGAGUAAAUGGACAACCGUCGCUAUUCUUAGUGUCGUGAAGGCAGGCGGCGCAUUCUUACUACUGGACCCAUCACAUCCAUCCACACGCCUUGAAAAGAUCUGUGCAAGUGCUGGAGCCACCAUUGUCUUGUGUUCCGCACAAAAUACUGCCAAGGCAGCUGGGCUGGCAGCCACCGUGGUCCCUGUUAGUGACGAUGAGAUUGCAUGGCACGGAAUGGAGGGUAAUUGGAGGAGCUCUAUAGUUCAGCCACACAACGCUCUAUAUGUAGUGUUUACAUCUGGUAGCACAGGGGAGCCAAAAGGGGUGGUGAUCGAGCACCGUGCGUUCUGCACCGGGUCAUUGCACCAUUCCAAAGCACUCUGUUUGACCUCUGAAUCCAGGGUCUUCCAAUUCUCAUCCUACGCAUUCGAUGUCAGCAUUGCAGAUACACUGAGCACACUGCUUAAUGGAGGAUGUCUCUGUGUACCGUCCGAGACUGAUCGUGGCGGGUUAAUCGAAAACGCAAUCAAUAAGCUACAUGCUAACUGGGCUGAUCUCACCCCGUCAGUCGCUAGAAUCCUGCGCCCUGAUGACAUCCCUGGUCUAAAGACGGUAAUCCAUGGUGGUGAAAAAAGAAAUGCGUCCGAUAUCCGUAUGUGGGAAGGGCAUGCCAAAGUCUUCAACCUUUAUGGUCCCGCAGAGUGCUCAGUGGUGUCAACGGUGCAGUCGUGUUCUGAUGGUGAUGCGAACAAUAUUGGCUUCGCUACAGGAUCGGCGUGCUGGGUUGUCGACCAAUCAGACCAUACGCGACUGGUUCCUAUUGGUGUGGUUGGAGAGUUAUUGAUCGAAGGGCCAAUCGUCGGUCGAGGGUAUAUAAAUCAACCGCAAAAGUCAGAAGAGGCGUUUAUACAAAGUCCUCCGUGGCUAGCUCAUUUUCGACAGGAUAAUGACCGAUUGUACAAGACAGGAGACCUUGUGCAGUACAACGACGAUGGCUCCCUCCAGGUGGUUGGCCGCAAGGACACACAGAUCAAAAUUAACGGCCAACGUAUUGAGCUGGGUGAGAUAGAGCAUCAUGUUCACCGCUGCUUUCCCGGAGCACGACAGACAUUGGUGGAAGUGGUAGUACCUGUCGAUGAAAAUGCCAGACCACUGCUGGUAGCAUUUAUCCUGGUUCAAGACGCUGGGACCGAUGCGCAUGGCCAAGGAAGCGCACUAGAGUCCAGCCUUUUUGCUGGAGUAAGCGAAGAGUUUCAAUCAGCGACUUUGAAAACAGGCUCGGAGCUCAAUGAAUGCUUACCUAGCUAUAUGGUGCCGAGAAUAUUCGUGCCCCUCAGAUACUUGCCCAUGUCAGGAACAGGCAAAACAGACCGUCGAGCAAUAAGGACAUACGCCUCGCAGCUCACGCGGAUGCAGCUAGAAGCGUACACGGUUGAUGACUCGGUAGAAAAAAGAGCACCAACUACCGAGACCGAGAUGCUGCUUCAGGGGAUCAUAGCCGAGGUCAUUGGCAUGGAGGUGGAUAGGAUUGGGAUGGAUGACAGUUUCUUUCGUCUGGGAGGGGACUCAAUCACAGCGAUGAAGUUGGUGGGACACGCACGUGACCAUGGCCUUUUGUUUACUGUGCCAGACGUGUUCCUCCACCCCAAACUGUCAGACCUCGCCCUGACUGCCCAGCGGAUUUCUCAUGAUGAUUUUCAAGAAACUAUCCAGCCUUUCUCCCUCUUUGAAGAGGGAGCAGUCCGGAAGCAUGUCCGUGAGACAGCAACGAAACAAUGCGCUGUCUCCAUGGCCGAAAUCGAUGACAUAUAUCCUUGCACAGCGAUGCAAGAAGGCCUGAUGGCACUGACAGCGAUGAGGCCUGGCGCAUAUAUGGGCCAAUAUACCUUCAACUUCCCCAGCAGUGUUGGUAUCGACGACUUCCAGAGAGCAUGGGAGGCAGUCUAUCAGGCAAACCCCAUUCUACGGACCCGAAUUGUGCAUGUCGAAGGACACGGCAUGUUUCAGGUCGUUGUAAGAGAGAGGAUAAGCUGGGAGCUGCACGAUUCGCCCAUGGAGGCUCAGUUGGGCGGGCGUCUAGUACGGCUUUGUUUUUCAGAGGAGGCAGAUGGCUUUCAGUUUAUCAUGACGCUGCAUCAUGCCCUUUAUGAUGGCUUGUCUCUUCUUUCAAUCUUGAAGCAGGUCGAGCAGGCUUACAACGGCCAUACGCUCCCAGCUCGACCAUUCACCCCCUUUAUCAAAUAUAUCGAACAUUUAGACACUGAAACCGCGGACAGCUUCUGGCGGUUGGAGCUUUCAGACCUCAACGCCGUCCCUUUUCCGACACUACCCUCUGCGACAUACAAACCAGCGCCCACCACGACUAUGCUGCAUAUUAUACCUCAUUUGCCAUCCGGUAGCGAUAAAGACACUACUCUGUCAACGACAGUACGACUGGCGUGGGCGUUGGUUUUGGCCCAAUACACUGCGUCGGAUGAUGUAGUCUUUGGAGCUACCAUCAGUGGACGCAGUGCACCCGUCACUGGUAUCGAUACAAUCACAGGGCCAGCCAUCACAACAGUCCCUCUGCGAAUCCGCACUCAAGGCAAUGUUGUGGUUGAGCAAGCGCUGCAGGCGAUUCAGAGCAAAGCAAUGGCAAUGAUUCCAUUCGAACAAAUCGGGCUGCAGAGGAUUGGCCGCCUAGGAGCUGAGCCGGCCACUGCAUGUCGCUUUCAGAGCUUAUUGGUGAUGCAGACAGACCAGGAAGAACAUAGUCUAAAUCUCCUUGGGCAGCGUGCACAACACCCCUAUAACCAGGAGGAAUUUUAUACAUAUGCACUUACUGUACUUUGUGAACCAAGCGCUGGGUCUCUGAAUCUACGGGCAGUGUUUGAUGAGAAGGUUCUUCCUGAGGGGCAGAUAAAGUUAAUACUGUCCCAAUUCGCUCAUUUCAUACAGCAGAUAAGCAGCCAUCCAAGGCGGACUAUGCAUGAGAUUGACCUCAUCAGCCCCGAAGAUCUGACACUACUGGGCGUGGCGCCAGGGACAGAUACAUUUAUUCCCCUCUGCUUCGAAAAAUCAAAGUGGACUACAGUGGCAAUGCUUGCAACCGUCAAGGCCGGAGCAGCAUUUGUUCUCUUGGAUCCGUCGCAUCCGCCCAAGCGCCUUCAGGAUAUAUGUCGUGAAGUGGGGGCAUCAAUCAUAAUUUCUUCGACAUUGCAAACUGGGUUGAGCGCAGAUCUCGCAGCUACUGUUGUCCCACUGCCAUUUGUUGAUACUACGUGCCAUACUGUGGAUGGAACCGGACCAGACACUGGAAAGAUUCAAUCAAAGAAUGCUUUAUACGCAGUCUUUACAUCGGGUUCCACUGGCCGACCGAAAGGAAUCAUCAUCGAACACGAGUCAUUCUGCACAGGCGCAGAGGCACAGAUAAAAUCUCUGAAACUUGACUGUACAUCGAGGGUUUUCCAAUUUGCUUCAUAUGCCUUUGAUGUGAGUAUCGCGGAUAAUCUGACUACAUUAAUAGCCGGAGGCUGUGUUUGCGUUCCAAGCGAAGCCGAACGUCACAAUGAUAUUCCAGGAGCCAUGACCCGGCUACAGGUGAAUAGUGCCCCGCUAACCCCCUCUGUUGCGAGGCUCCUGGUCCCAGAGAAGACAAAAUUAAAGAGGCUUAUGUUAGCGGGCGAACCAAUGUCGCCAGCGGACAUUGAAGCAUGGGCUGCAAAGACACAGCUGGUGAAUAUGUACGGGCCUGCAGAAUGCUCUGUUUUCUCCACCAUUCAACCAAGGAUUAACCCGGGAUCUGAUCCCAGGAAUAUCGGGCAUGCUAUUGGAUCUGUAUCCUGGAUUGUCAAGAAAGAUGACCAUCGUAAGCUGGUACCAAUUGGUGCUGUUGGUGAGCUGGUCAUUCAGGGUCCUAUUGUUGGGCGCGGAUACAUCAACAAUAAAGAAAAGACGGCAGAUGUCUUUUUUGAUAAUCCACCAUGGGCAACGACGAGCAGUGACCGAUUCUAUAAAACAGGCGAUCUGGUGCGAUAUGCACUGGACGGUUCGAUCAGCUAUAUUGGCAGGAAAGACACACAGAUAAAGAUCAGCGGGCAGCGGAUGGAGCUCGGCGAAAUCGAGCAUCAUGUAUGUCGCCAAUUCAAAGGAGCACAAGACGUGGUGGUCGAGGCUGUGAUCAGACAGAGCCAUGAACAUCCAAUUCUGAUGGCCUUUAUCUGGUGCGGUCCGAGCGAACAAGAACAAAGCCUUGCAUUUACAGGACCUUCCCAACAAUUCAAAGCAGAGGCACACCGGGUCGAAUCAGCAUUGCACGAGGUCCUUCCGGCCUAUAUGAUUCCGAAUGUGUUUAUCCCUUUGUCCCAAAUCCCGUUGUCACUGUCAGGGAAGGUCAACAGGCGUUAUAUAAGCGAGCAGGCUGCGCAGAUGGACUUGCAGAUAUACAACUCCCCGGAUAUGGAAAAAGAGAAGCCAUCAACAAAUGCAGAACGCGCUCUGCAGCAAGCCUGGGCAAAGAUCCUCAACAUCGAUCCUGAUCAUAUUGGUGUUGAGGAUAGUUUCUUCCGUCUUGGUGGGGAUUCUAUCACUGCAAUGCAGGUAUCAGCACAGUUAAGGGCUACGGCAGGAGUCUCUGUUGCUGUUUCGGACAUCUUUCUUUACAAAACCAUCUCACGAAUAGCCCAGCAUAUGCAGUCGGAUGAUAGAUGUCUAUUUCCAGACAUUCAAGACGCAGAAUCUGUCAAUCAGCCGACGGAUGUCAAAUUUGAGCUUUCGCCCAUCCAGCAAAUGCUUUUCGAGUAUGCACCACAGGGGCAUAACCACUUCAAUCAGAGUUUCUUUCUUCGAGUGGUACGUGGUGCAAAGAUUGAAGCUGCUGAAAUGGCACAGGCGCUCGAUUCGAUUGUUGCGCAUCAUUCAAUGCUACGGGCACGAUUUAGUCACGAAGAAGGCAGAUGGGCUCAACGCAUAAUAUCGAACGACAAGAAUAGCUAUCAUUUUAAUCAACACAAACUGCCGUCUUGGUCCGAAGUGAAUAGUACUGUGGCCACAAGCCAGAGCAGCCUGGAUAUCCAACGUGGGCCUGUAUUCCGGGUUGACCUGAUGACAGUGGGGAUUGAGAAAGAGCAGUAUGUGUCGUUGGUAGCUCAUCACUUGGUCGUUGAUCUUGUAUCGUGGCGAAUCAUUCUCGGCGAUUUAGAGGAGCUGCUUUCAUCGCAGAGUUCAUCAAUUUCUCAACAUCCUUCACUUUCAUUCCAGCGAUGGUGCCGUCUACAGGAGGACUACAGCCGUGAUAAUCUACUCCCUAAAACGGCGUUGCCAUUCACCGUCCCUCAUCCACCGGAGGAUUAUUGGGGAGUUGCCGAUAAGUGUAACACGUACAGUGAAGCAGUACAGGAAGAGUUCACUAUCGAGGGCAGCGUCACAGAGACGCUAUUCGGUGCUGCCAAUCAUGCCAUGAACACACAGCCAGUCGAGAUCUUCCAAGCGGCAAUUCUUUAUUCAUUCAUCCAGACCUUUCAAGAUCGAUCUCCGCCUGCGAUCUUUAGCGAGGGGCAUGGCCGUGAGGCAUGGGAUGCAGCUCUCGACAUUUCCCGAACGGUGGGAUGGUUUACCACCAUGUUUCCGAUAUUCAUAGCAGGCAGCAAUCAGUCUGAUCUUUUCGAUAUUAUACGCCGGACAAAAGAUGCUCGCAGGAAGAUAGAAAGCAAUGGGUGGGCUUACUUUGCCUCGCGCUACCUCAAUCCUGAGGGAAAGAAAGCUUUCAGUAAUCACUUCCCGAUUGAAAUACUGUUCAACUAUUUGGGUCUCUAUCAACAGCUGGAACGGCCCGGUGCGGUGCUCCAACAAGCAAACAAGCAGGCCAUAGAAGAUUCAGAUAUAGCAUCCGACGUCCCGCGGUUCUCGUUGAUUGAGGUUUCUGUAUCGGUUGUUGGUGGUCGUCUUCGAUUCAAUUUCAUCUAUAACCGAUACAUGAAGCACCAGGACACUAUCCGCAAUUGGAUUGCCAAAUGUGAAGACACACUCAGAGAGGCUGCGGAGACGUUGCUACACUCCAAACAACAAUACACACUUACUGAUUUCCGGCUGUUGCCUCUCACAUAUACUACCUUGGAACAGUUCAUCGAGCAAACAUUACCAGGGCUCGGUCUCUCGGCCGCGCAGGUAGAAGACGCGUAUCCAUGCUCUCCCAUGCAGCAGGGUAUUCUCCUGGGUCAGAGCUUAGAUGCAGAGCACUAUCGGACACGCUUAUUCUGGAGGGCAAGUUCAUGCGACAGCAGACCUGUUGACCUUGAGCAUCUGAUGCGUGCGUGGAAGAGAGUGGUGCAGUAUCAUCCGAUUCUGCGCACGAUGCUUGUACAGAAUAUAUCGCAACCAGGCAUGUUUGAUCAAGUUGUGUUGAAGGAGGUUGAUCCGGAUGUAUACGUGUCAGAUAAGGAUGAGGGCCCCCAUACCGCAUCGUAUGGUCAUGAAAGAGGGCUACUGCCGUAUAUCCUUACACUAUACCCCGGGAAGAACAAUGUACAGUGCGAGCUGGAAAUCAAUCAUGCACUCAUUGAUGGUACGUCGACGUCAUUGUUGAGGCGCGAUUUGGCACUGGCAUAUGAUGGAAAGCUUCCGGCCCGACAUGGUCCACUUUACAGUGACUAUAUUGCGUACCUCGGGAGUGUAUCUGCAGAUCCAGCACGGGCAUACUGGAAGGAAUAUUUGAAUGGGGCUUACCAGUGCAACUUCCCCAACCUAAAUAGCGGAAGUGAAGCCACAAGUUCCAGCUCACUACAUUCACUGAAUGUCGAUUUAAGUCUUGACCUGCGCAAGCUGCACGAAUUCAACGAAACCCACGAAUUGACUCUCUCAAACCUGUUUCAGGUAGUAUGGGGCGUCGUCCUGCAGUGCUACACGGGCUCGGACACGGUUUGCUUCGGGUAUCUAGCAUCGUGUCGAGAUAUACCUGUGGCAGGGGCUGAGGAUACUAUUGGGCCGUUUAUCAAUAUGCUCGUCUGUCGCAUGGAUUUGGAAAAGCACACGCCGAUUCUAAGCGCAUUGCAGAAGAACCAAGCAGAUUAUGCAAAGAGUUUGACUCAUCAGCAUUGCUCGCUAGCUGAUAUUCUGCGAUCCUCAUCAGCCUCCCCAGGCCAGCCCCUUUUUAAUACUGCCAUGUCUUUGCAGAGAGAUACCGGGAAAUCUGGCGAUGGGCAGUCGAGCAUUCGUGUUGAUCAUGUCCGGGGAGAGGACCCAACCGAGUUUGAUAUAACACUGCAUGUUACUGUCAAAGGCAGUGGGGUGGCCGUAUCCUUCAACUACUGGAGUUCCGUCCUAUCAGAUAUACAGGCAAAGCAAGUGGCCAACACAUUCUCUCAAAUUGUAUCCGAGAUUGUCGCCAGGCCCAGUGAUUCAGUUGGGGACUUGGAUAUAAUAAGUCAGCAAGACACAGCACAGAUACAGCAGUGGAUUCAAAAAGCUCCUGAGGAAAUUAACAGUUGCGUUCAUGAUUUGAUCCACCAGCGCUGUCUGGCACAAAAGCACUCCCCGGCUGUUUGCGCGUGGGAUGGCAAUUUAUCAUAUGGGGAACUAGAUCAAUUAUCAUCCAAACUGGCGGUCCACCUCACGAAUCUGGGGAUGAGACCAGCGAGUAUUACAAACAUGGUCAUUGUAAUCGACGAGGACGGCAGCAAGGCAUGGCAAGAAAAUGAGGGGGACUGGACGCCGGGAUUUGUCGAUCCAAAGACUCCAGCCUAUGUGGCAUACACGUCUGGGUCGACAGGAAAGCCAAAGGGAGCAAUUAUCCCGCAUACAGCACUUACUACCAGCGCAAGCGCGCAGAGCACAGCCUUUUCCCUCAACCCCAAGUCGCGAGUCUUGCAGUUUGCAUCGUACGCAUUUGACAUUAGUAUUGCCGACAAUCUGACGACAUUACUGGCCGGGGCGUGUGUGUGCGUGCCCUCUGAGAGAGAUCGGAAGAGUGAUCUAGUCAAAGCAGCGAAUGAUUUACAGAUCAACUGGGCCAACCUCACACCAUCACUUGUGAGAAUCCUGAAUCCCAGCGACCUUCCUACAUUGAAGACGUUGGUGCUUGCCGGUGAAGCAAUGCAGCAGAUAGACGUUUUGGUUUGGGCACCGCAUGUGCGCGUGAUAAAUGCAUACGGACCGGUCGAAUGCUCAAUCAUCUCCACUGUUCAGUCUGAGAUCCGUGCUGGCCCUGGAGAAGAUCCAAGCAAUAUCGGAUAUCCUAUUGGGUCAAACGCUUGGAUUGUCGACAAAAAUAACCAUCACCGACUAGCACCUAUUGGCGCAGUGGGCGAGCUCAUUAUCCACGGUCCUAUCGUGGGCGAUGGAUACAUCAACAAGCGCAAUGCAGCAUUCAUCAGCACUCCAAAAUGGGCUAGUCAAUUCAAGUUGGAGGCUGGAGACCGGAUGUAUAAAACAGGCGACUUGGUGCGAUACUCAUUGUCGGAUGGAUCUAUCUCCUACGUCGGCCGCAAGGAUACUCAGGUUAAGGUUCGUGGGCAGCGGAUUGAACUCGGUGAGAUUGAGCAUCACAUACGCCAAGCCUUCCCUUCUGCGUCGGAUGUCGUUGCAGGUGUUGUCAAACUUGCUGAACACCAAAGUCACCCAAUGCUGAUUGCCUUUAUAUGGUGUGGUCAACAAAAUACAGCUUCUGACAGGAUGUUCGAGGCACCGACUUCGGAAUUCCUGUCUGAAGCUCUCCAGGCAGAGUCGGUGCUGCAUGAUUCCCUCCCAGUGUACAUGGUUCCGAAUGCCUUUAUCCCUCUAACUCGAGUCCCUUUGACGCCAUCUGGGAAGGUUGAUCGACGUUAUUUGCAUGAGAAGGCCGCAGCAAUCUCUCGGGAUGAAAUGCAGUCAUAUAAUCCAUCAAGAUCAGCAAAGCACGAGCAGAAGCCAUUGUCAGAGACGGAAAGAACACUCCAGCAGAUCUGGGCACAGAUCCUGAACAUGGAGGCUGGCCAGAUCGGGGUUGAAGAUAGCUUCUUCAGGCUUGGUGGUGACUCCAUCACUGCGAUGCAAAUGUCUGCCCGAUUGAAAGCAGCUGGAUUUUCAACAACUGUUGCGGAGAUUUUGCGGUGGAAGACUAUCUCUCGGCUUGCGCAGCAAAUGCGGUUUGAAGAUAAACCGAUAGCCCCCGUUAUGGUGGAUGAACAGAUUGGCGUUUCGUUCGAACUCUCGCCUAUACAGCGGAUGUUCUUCGAGCAUGCUUCUUCUGGGUAUAACCACUUUAACCAGAGCUUUUUCCUCCGUUGUACCAGGAACAUUGCAAUAUCUGAUCUCAACAAGGCGCUGAAUUUAAUCUUUGCGCGACAUUCGAUGCUGAGGGCAACCUUCCAUCAGACUGAUGGGAAAUGGACUCAAGUCGUUCAGCAAAAUGAGAAAGGAUGUUACAAGCUUUUGGGGCACACUCUCAACACUGUCGAUGAAGUAAAGGAUAUGAUCUCGAAACACCAAAAGAGUCUCGAUAUAACAACAGGACCGGUGUUCAGAGUUGACCUGAUCAACAUGACAGACACUCAAUACAUUUCCCUCAUCGCCCAUCAUCUUGUUAUUGAUCUGGUGUCCUGGCGGAUCAUCUUGGCAGACUUGGAAGAACUCUUAGUCGAGGGUUCUUUGUCAGGGCUACAGACCAUAUCGUUCCAGUCAUGGUGCAAGAUACAGGCAGAGUACAGCCACUGCCAUCUGUCGCCCGCAAAGGCGUUACCGUUUGACAUUCUGCCAAUGCCAUCUGAUUACUGGGGAUCGGAAAUCCAUCAGAAUACACAUGCGGAUGUCUUGCAUUGUGGUUUCUCACUUGACAAAAAGGUCACGGAUACUGUAUUUGGUGAUGCUAAUAAUGCAUUUGGAACUCAGCCGGUUGAUAUCUUUCAGUCUGCUUUGCUUCUUUCUUUUAUCCAGACCUUCACUGAUAGGCCAGCUCCUACUAUCUUCAACGAAGGACACGGCCGAGAACCAUGGGAUGCUGGAAUCGAUCUGACCAGAACCGUUGGCUGGUUCACGACAAUCUGGCCUACACAUGUGCAAACGGACAAUCAAACCAACCAUACCAUUCCCGAAAUCCUCCGUCGGGUGAAAGAUGCCCGAAUGGCUGUCCCAGGGAAUGGGUGGUCAUAUUUCGUUUCUAGGUAUCUGAACCCAGAGGGUAAGAAGGCAUUUGGGAACCAUAUGCCGAUGGAGAUUAUCUUUAAUUACCUUGGUCUCUAUCAGCAGCUCGAAAGGUCUGGUUCUUUGCUAGAAAGUACAACGUGGAUGGAUAGCGAUGAAGUAUCGCCCCAUAUCAACCGAUUUUCAUUGAUUGAGGUCUCUGUAUUUGUCCAAGAGGGGUCCUUGAACCUCAGAUGUGCUUAUAACCGACAUAUGCGACAUCAGAAUGCGAUCUGCCAGUGGAUCUCUGCCUGUCAGCAAUCCCUCGAGGAGGCAGCCGAGAUACUACCUCAAAUGGAAAGAGGGUACACAUUACAAGACUUUCCGCUGCUGAGUCUGACAUAUACCAGGUUAGACAAUCUAAUUGAACGAGUCAAGAAGCAGGAACCAAGUGCUGUGGCAGCAGAUAUUGAGGACGCUUUCCCGUGUUCUCCAAUGCAGCAGCUGAUGCUGCGCAGUCAAAAAAGAAGAGCGGGUUACUAUGCACCAAGUCAAAUAUACGAGCUUAAAUUGAGAGACUCUGGAUCUGUGGAUAUUGGCAAAUUUGAGACAGCCUGGCAGGUGUUGUUCGAUCGCCACGCGGCUCUACGAACUGUAUUUGUUCGCGGAGAUCAAGACGACCAUCAAGUCGUCCUCAAGUCUGCAACGGCCAGAAUUCGGACGAUUUCUUGUGACGAUGACGCUCAUGCAGCUCUUCGUGCCCAGUCACCCCCUGAUUAUUGUAAAGGAGGUUUGCUUCAUCAGCUCACUGUGUCCCAAACCAUGUCUGGACAAGUGUUCAUUAAGAUUGACAUCAGUCAUGCCAUUACUGAUGCGGCAUCACUGUCAAUUCUCUUCCACGAGUGGUGUCUUGCGUAUGAGGACCAGCUGCCGAAUAGUAUCACCCCACUGUACAGCACUUACAUAGCAGGCCUUCUCAGGACCUCGACUGUCGACACUCAAUACUGGAAGGAAUAUCUCACCAACAUGCCACCGUGCUUUUUCCCAGUUGCGAACAGUUCCAGUCAGGAUCCUGGACAAUUGCGGCGCGUGGAUGUUGGCAUCGACCUUGAUCUAGCGAGCAGAAUGCACGACUUCUGCCAGGGCCAUGAUACCACCGUCCCAGCGCUGAUUAAAGCCGUGUGGGCGGUGAUCCUUCAUAAAUUUGUGAAACAUACUAGCAACUCAGUAUGCUUCGGCUAUCUCACAUCAGGGCGACACGAGUCAAUAGUCAACAUUGAAAACAUUGUCGGUGCUCUGGUUAACCUCCUCGUCUGUCGAAUCCACAUUGAGGGGAAGACUAGCUACAGAAGUAUACUAUCUGCCAUGCAAGAGGAUUACCACAACUCACUCCCCCGACAUGCAGGUGCGAUCCGCGCCAUGGACGUGCUGGGAUUGAGCCCACCAUCACAUCAUAUCUUCAACACGCUGGUUAAUCAUCGCAAGCACAAUGAGAUGCAGCCUGGUGGUAUUUCAUUUGAGUGUGUUUCUGGGGAGGAUGCCAUGGAGUUUGAUAUAGUAUUGCAGGUUGACGAACGUGGGAGAAAUGUGAGUGUGUGUAUUGAUUAUUGGGAUGGCCGGGUUCCAGAUGAGGUGGCUGGGGAGAUUGCCGUUGCUUUUAAUGCGACUGUGGUGCGGUUUAUGGAUGAUUUUGAAUGAUAGGUUAGAUGUGCUGUAGUUGGAAAUAGUUGAUACUAGAUGGGAGGUUUUACACAGGAAUAACGUGGUCAAUGCAUUUCAGCAUUUCAUGUUCAUAGACAUGAAACAGAGUUAAGAUCGAUUUGAUCUUGACCCAUAAUUUCGAAUGCUGUGUCCCACAUUUGAUCAUAAUAUAUACAUUUUCAUCAUAAUAUAUCAAAUAUAUACAGU
Molecule: messenger RNA, 15936 nt
Organism: Aspergillus wentii DTO 134E9
Lineage: Eukaryota; Fungi; Ascomycota; Eurotiomycetes; Eurotiales; Aspergillaceae
Exons: 7
Coding region: 1-15726 (5241 amino acids)
Molecular function (GO): phosphopantetheine binding; catalytic activity
Source: RefSeq, a predicted model, not a curated record